Prunus avium (sweet cherry) is the source of this 453-nucleotide messenger RNA. Lineage: Eukaryota; Viridiplantae; Streptophyta; Magnoliopsida; Rosales; Rosaceae. The record is from RefSeq and is a predicted model, not a curated record.
AUGAUGGUAGAUGAGAAUCAAUACAGACAAAUUGUGGGGAGUCUAUUGUACCUAACUGUUACAAGGCCAGACAUAAUGUUUGCAGCUAGUCUUUUGGCAAGGUUUAUGCAUUGUCCUACCAAGAAGCACUGUGGGACAGCAAAAAGGGUUUUGAGGUACAUACAAGGGACAAUAGACUACGGUAUUGAAUAUCAGAAAGGCAAUAAGGCUAUACUGAUAGGAUAUUGUGACAGUGACUGGAGUGGAAGUCAAGACGACAUGAAGAGCACCUCAGGUUAUGCUUUCUCAUUUGGAAGUGGUGUGUUUUCUUGGGCAUCAGUCAAGCAACAUAGUGUUGCUCUCUCCACAGCUAAAGCUAAGUAUGUUAGUGCAAGUGAAGAACUACUCAGGCUAUAUGGUCGAGAUUUGUGCUUGAGGAUUUUGGAGAAUUGCAGACAGAAGCAACUCCAUUGA